Messenger RNA from Olea europaea var. sylvestris, 2622 nucleotides. Its product is annotated as glucomannan 4-beta-mannosyltransferase 1-like. Bases 2032 to 2373 code for a protein of 113 amino acids. Gene Ontology annotation, cellular component: Golgi apparatus. NCBI's taxonomy places the organism in Eukaryota, Viridiplantae, Streptophyta, Magnoliopsida, Lamiales, Oleaceae. The record is from RefSeq and is a predicted model, not a curated record. Gene Ontology annotation, molecular function: mannan synthase activity. The transcript has 4 exons.
GUAAAGUCCGUGGAGUCAAAAGCACAAGUAGCCAUGACUUGGAUAUGUCCAGUUUGCUCUUCUAGCAGUUUUUUUUUGUCUUAUUUUACUUUUUUUACUGUUUACUCGUAAAUUUUGGACAAGAAUCAUAAUAAAGAGGACCUUAUGUUACACCCCAUUCAUUAUAGUCAAAGUCAAAAAAUUAUUCAGUCAAAGUCUUGGUUAAAUAGGGACUUAAAUGUAGCGUAAAUCAUUUUAUUGAGACUUGGAUCCAUCAAAUUAUUUUAUUGGGGUCUAUUUUACAAAUUUACAAUACUUGAGAUUAUAUCAUGGACAUCAUUUAAAAUUUAGAAUUUAAUUUACAAGUAUGGAAGUUUAAUGACUAAAUGUUAUGCUUAAUUGAAGAAGGGGGAUUUUCUUUGCAAAUUUUAGUUGUGGCCCAUUUAAAAACCACUUGUUCAUUUCAUUACACACACAAGAAACAUAUACAAGAAUCUGGAAAGUGGAAACGAGGCAGAAGCUAGGAGAAUUCGAGAAAAAGAGGGAGAAAAAGAGAGAAAAGAGAAAAAAAAAAAGAAAGAAAGAAAAGAAAAGAAAGGAAAUGGAAGAGGCCGAUGAUUUUUAUAAGUUUGGGUUCUUCAUUUCUUUAGCUUAUCCUUAUUUUAAAGAGGUAAGUUAAUUAAAUUUCUAGGGUUUAUGAACCAUUCAUUUAUAUUCAAAGUUUAGCAAGAAUUAGAGAUUAUUAUUAUGUUUUUGAGGUAUUAAACAAGAAUAUAUCAAAGGAAUGUAUAUUUGAAAAUUUGUGAUGAAAAAAAUGGAAUUUUGAAGGGGGUUGUGAGAUAAGUGCUUAUUCUUUGAUUUUCUUGUGAUUAUAUAAUACUGAACACUUAAAUUAGGGAUUGGAAUUUUCCAUUUUUUAAGGUAAUUUUCGGGUUACUAUAGUAUAGGUGCCGUUUCUUAAAGUGUGCCCAUAAUGGUGCCACUUCUGUCAAUAGUUUUGGUGCCAGAUUUCAAUAUCUAGAAAUUGGUGUCAGAUUUCAAUAUUUGGAAUUUUACUGCUGUCUUUGUCAAACCUUUGAUUUUCACAUUUUAAAGGCUUGAAUGAAGUUUUAUGACAAGUAUUGAGCUUUAUGUAUUGGAAUAAAUUAUGCAUAGGGGUUGUAUAUGUAUAAGUUACUGAUUUUAAGGAAGUGUGAGCAAUUUAAUGGAUUUAAUAAUGCAUGGUGUUUAGUUGAUGACUCAAUAAAUAAAAUAAAAUAAAAGUUGGGGAAUUUGAGAUGAAAAAGUAAAUAUAGAAGUUGAGGAGUUAAGUGAUGAAAUUGUAUUAAUUUAAUUGUCAAGUUUUAAUUUGAGUAACUAUACCGUUAUUUCAGGUAGUGAUGGGAAAGUUUGGAAAAACUCGUCAAUUUAAGCAGAUUUGUAUCCAUAGAUCUGUGAGUGGAAAAAUAUAAAUAUUUUUAAAGUAUUUAUAAAUUAAGUAAGUUAUCAAAAUAUUUGCAAUUAUGUGGAUUAUUUGCUUUAUUAUGUGAUUACGAUGAAAGUUUCUUUUAUUAUGAUCCAUGCGAAAUUUCAAGGAUUAUUUAUUGUACAUUUAUGACUUGGUAUAUGAGACAUGUGAUAUUGAGAUUUGUUUAGCAUGUGAAACGUGAUAUUGAGAUCGACCAGAAAAGUACCUGUGAUUAUGUACUUCUUCUAGCUCAUAGAGGGGUCUUGGCCGUGUUCUAUACUACACAGAGGGGUCGACUGAGGAUGAAUGGGUCAUGAUUGUGUAGAUAUAGUUCACUGAGGGGCUUUGGCCGUGUUCUAAAAUUGAUUAUCAGAGGUCUUGAGACCCGUUUUCGUUCGUGAAAGGGCCAAAGGCCAGUGGCAAAAGUUCUUAGCUCGAUGGGCGGAUUACAGAUUUCAAUCAGAGGAAAGUGUCUCUAUGGAAGAAGUUUAUGUAAUAUACAGCUUCUUCUUUGUAAGGAAGAUCAUUGCUCACAUGUUCACUGUCUUCUUCUACUGUGUUGUACUCCCAUUGACAAUUUUGGUACCUGAAGUUGAUGUUGCGAAAUGGGGAGCCAUUUAUAUUCCUUGCAUCAUCACAGCUCUAAACUCAGUCGGAACUCCAAGGUCUUGUUUGAGAACAUGAUCUCUUUUCACCGUACCAAGGCUACCAUCAUUGGUCUGCUCGAGGCUAAGAGAGCUAACGAAUGGGUUGUUACUGAAAAACUCGGAGAUGCUCUCAAGAACAAGUCCAACGCUAAACGAGCACCAAAGAAAUUCAGAUUUAAACUUGGAGACAGAGAUUCAGAGGCAUAUCAACAUGGUGCAAGAAACUUUGCAAAUAUGGUGCAAGCCAAUGCAAAGAAUCCAGAAAAAGUCAUAUGCCAUUGCAAAUGUUCCAGAAACUAAUUCCAUCAACAUUUGAUAAAAUGUAAGGGCAUUUGAUCAUUAAUGGCAUAGAUCCUACGUAUACUACCUAGGUGUUUCAUGGGAAAAAAUCGAAUGCAUCAUCAUUGCCUUCUCAAGUUGUAGAAAAUUUAGAGAUGUAUAUAAUGAAUAGAGAUGCAUUUUUUUCAAGAUGACAGUAUUAUAGAACCCGAAAAUGGAGAUAGAGGGAAAGAAUUUUCAAAUUUAUAUGACGGCGUUGAUAUUCCUUUA